CAACAUUUGCUCUUGAGGCCGCCCGAGAGCUCAAAGCCUACAUCUUCCAACGACGUUCUUGGCCAUGUUCGGCGUCUUUGUGAUGCUCGGGCUGGGCGCGAUCGCACUCCCGACGGAGGCCACCACCGCGCGAAGCACCAUGUUCGGGUCCAUCCUCGAACCGGCACCCCCAACAGGCUCCAUUCAGUCCUUUUGCCGCUACUGCGGCUCCCGCGAGAGGGAGGACAACUGCACGGACGUCACCUGCCAGCUCACGAUGGGCAGGGUCGAAAUGCAUGUCCCGCUCAAGGAAACGCCCCACCACACUCUCAACUCGAAGGCGAUCAACGUGACCACCCGCGGCUACAACAAGAACACGCCGAUGGGGCCGACCAUCAAAGUCAAGCCCGGCGACACCCUCAAGGUCACGCUCAUCAACAACCUGACGGAUGUGGACGACCCGGACGCGCAAAUGGCGGGGCUCACAAACUACCAGCACGACUACCAAGCGACCAACCUGCACACGCACGGCUUGCACAUCAGCGGUGAGGACCCGGCGGACAACGUCUUUCGCCGCGUCGCACCGGGCGACAACCACACGUACACGUACGUGAUCCCGGAGGACCACAUGCCGGGAACCCAUUGGUACCACCCGCACUUCCACGGGCCGACGGGCAUCCAGGCGGGCGGCGGUGCCGUCGGGCUGCUGAUCGUCGAGGACGUCGUGGGGGAGCACGGGACCCUACCCAAGUACUUGACCCUACCCAAGAUCCUCAAGGAGGAGAAGCAUCUCAUCAUCCUCGGCGCCGAUGCAAACAAUCAGAAAGGAAUCGAAAGGGGAGGUCAAGGGGCAGUGGACUUUUUUCCAGGGGAGGGAGGGGCGGAACCGACCGGAAUGCUGCAAUGCUGCCUGGCAUACGGGAACAAAAGCAUGAGCAAGGAGCAACUGGCGGAAAGCAAACUAUGCAGUGCCCCGGUUUCCCCCUUCACGGCCGAGGAGCAUGAGUUGCUUGAAGAGCGGGGAAUGCGGAACCGCGAGGCCCACCUCAACGAUCUCGACGACAGGUGCAAGGAGAAGUACGAGCUGAUCACAGACCAGAUGUACAUCGUCUUCCCGGAAUUCUGCGAGGCGCAACUCCUCGCAAAGGAUGGCGUCUACCUGCACGACGCGCCACGACCGGUCAAGUACGCCUUCCUUGGGCUCGGCAACCGUGCGGAUCUCCUCAUCAAGUUCGCCGACCGACCGCGCAUGUUGUACCCGAAUCCGACUCUUCUCGACGGGCUCCUUUACAACCAAAACGACGAGGAUGUCAAGCACAACAAGGUCACCAAUGUCGUGUGCAAUGCCGCCGACGCCAUCCCACACGCGAACAAAUCGGACGCCUCGGUGGUCCGAGAGACGCUCCUCGCAAAGGCGCAGGGCAGGAUUACGAUCCCGCUCAUGUACAUGGAAAUCGUCCAAGGGGUUCCAGCGCCCACGUGCACGCUCCCGAAGUUUACAGACCUGACGCAAGACGGCAACCUCGAGCUCCACUUUGGGCCCGGUCCUGACUCUGCCGAUGGCAAAUUCUUUUCCGAUGGCAGCGCAUUUUCUCCUUUCACCAUCAACAAGAAGCGGCACGUGAUCCCAUUCCAGCUCCAGACGGGGUAUGACGAGUUCAAGACGAUGCGCAAGCAUUACAACCUCUCGAACUUCCUCGGUGAGCCGUACUUUCAGGCUGGCGACUGGCACGACACGCUCCAGGCAGCACCCCAGGUGCCGCCAAACUGGUGCCACAACAAGGCGGCGGAGGAACAGCACAGUCCCGACGGGCUCACGGACAAGGAAUCGGCCAACAACCUUACGCACGUCGUCCGCGCCAACGACUGGGGCAUGAUGACCAUCCUCAAUUUCACCGAAAACUCGGACGGCAACUUCACCUUCUGGGGCAACAAGCUCCUCGACCCAACGUGCUUCCAAGGCCAGCCCUCCAACAAGGGUGCCACCGUCAAGGCAAAGGACGACGGAACCUUCACGGGGCUUUGCUGCGCCGGAAAGCACGACCGCGCGGGCUGCGGCGGCGGCGAGUGUAUCGGCCAGUACUAUGAGUCGCUGGGCUACGAGGCGGCCGUGUACGUGCUCGGCGGGGCGACCCGCGACCUGCUCUUCUCCACCGUCCCCGUGCCGGACCGAGAGCCGGACUACUUCGCGUGCGCGUGAGAGUUGGGCCCUUGCGCGGCUGUCUCGAGGGGGCCGAUCGAUGCGCGGCACCGUUACCCUCGAGGCCGAUCGAUAGGCCGACGCGGACCGCGUGUCGCUAAGUGGUAUGGAGCUCCAUGUACGGCCCCCAGGGUCGACGGCGCAACCGCAAAUCGGAGACUGCAACGGGAAUGAAUCGCUAAUCUGACUGUAUCCAUGACGUGGGAAGCCACGGUCCUGUGCUCAUUACCAGGAUGGCAUGUGCGCGCUCGGCGCGGGCUCGGAUGCGUGUUACACGCGUCUGAGAACGCGUUGGCUCGCAAUCGGGAAACGCAACGGACGAUAAAUAGGUAGCGUGACUGUAUCCAUGACGUGGGAGAGCCACGGUCCUGUGCUCACUACCAGGAUGGCAUGUGCGCGCUCGGCGCGGGCUCGGGUGCGUGUACACGCGUCUGAGAACGCGUUGGCUCGCAAUCAAUCGGGUUUGUCUUUUGAUAAAUAGAGGCGGAGACGGCGCC
Molecule: messenger RNA, 2676 nt
Organism: Emiliania huxleyi CCMP1516
Lineage: Eukaryota; Haptophyta; Isochrysidales; Noelaerhabdaceae
Exons: 15
Coding region: 65-2179 (704 amino acids)
Molecular function (GO): copper ion binding; oxidoreductase activity
Source: RefSeq, a predicted model, not a curated record